This is a messenger RNA of Ophidiomyces ophidiicola, 1185 nucleotides long. RefSeq lists its product as uncharacterized. NCBI's taxonomy places the organism in Eukaryota, Fungi, Ascomycota, Eurotiomycetes, Onygenales, Onygenaceae. The transcript has 2 exons. Bases 1 to 1185 code for a protein of 394 amino acids. The record is from RefSeq and is a predicted model, not a curated record.
AUGGCCAUGGCCGAGGUGGAGGUUUACGCGCGGCUACAGAAAAUAAACAUAGCCACUAUGCCCCUACCUCUGAGGAAGGAUGUGAUUCAGUUCCGUCUAGCCAUUACUGAGGCCCGCAACGAUUCAUCUGAUUUCCCCUGGAGACCAUCUCAUUCGUGCGCAAUUAUGAUCCUCGGAAAGCAAUUUUUCUUUAUCACAGCAGCUCUGGCCGCGUGGGCCAGCGCCGCUCCUCCUCUAAACCCUCCUACUUCCAUUGUAUCCAGUCUUCCAUCGGGUGCUGUCUUAUCUUCCAAUGACACAGUUAUCGAUGACCCUGAUCCCGAAAAGCUUCCACCCCUGGAAGGUCCCGGAGUGACCCUCGACCCGUCGGACUGCCAUGCCGACGACCAGAACAACAUAGCUAGAUCAGUGCCCAAAGCCUCUAAGGGCUGGCAGGUUGUUGAGACGCAGGAAGUUAAACUUGCACGGGCAAGAAUCCAACGACUGCAGAGGAGUCUGAAACUCAACCCAAAGAGUCCACCGGAGCAUUCUUUGAAAAAGCAGUGGAUAACCACCUGCGCACCUUAUUGGACCUACUGCACUAUUAAUUCAGGAUUCUUUAAAAAGCAUCUUAUGGUUCAGACCUCAAAUGUGAAUGUGUUCUUUGUGCGCAACAUUGAUGCACAAAUCUCUUCUCCACCUCAAGCCGUCACCAAUCUCAAAUCAACCAAGGCAAUUGCAGUAAUGCGAUCAAGGACAGUGGGCUGGAAAGUUGGUGUCAAGGCCACGGUUUCUGGCACUGGCAAAGGCGUUACAGGGACCCUGGAAGCCUCAGCUGAAUAUUCCAACACUAAUACUGCUGGAAGAACUGUCACUACAACCAAUGAGCGCAGUAUUACGUGUCCCAAGGGAAAGAGAUGCUCUUUCCAAACUUGGAGCUUCCAUGUCAGAAUUAAGGGGAAAUGCCGCCAGCAACAAUGGGUUCACUGUUCUGGAGAAACAAAUAUGUGUGCACCGUUCCAACAACGCUGGUGGUUCCCACAUACAAACUGGAAUGCCUGCGCGGCUUUCAAACGACGGUACGAGAGAGGCUGCUUGAGUGCACAAUCAAAGCGGCUGGUGGACUGUGAGUUUGAGGUGCCGAUUCUCAACAGUGCGGGAAAUCAACUCGUUGAGCAACACACUAUUCUGGAGAAACGAAUCUAA